This is a messenger RNA of Klebsormidium nitens, 4191 nucleotides long. Lineage: Eukaryota; Viridiplantae; Streptophyta; Klebsormidiophyceae; Klebsormidiales; Klebsormidiaceae. The record is from the annotation of a GenBank genome assembly.
GGAGCUUUGCACAUGGGCAACACCACUUGCCAGCACUGGUAGCUCACUUCUCACGUUCUGUGGUGACAUCUCCGCUCCUAUCUCAACUGGCUUCUCCUCGAGCUCAGCACCAUGCAAAAAAUCUAAGAUUUGAGCUGCGGGUCCCCAUCUUAGCGAGAACUUCGCAGCCAGAGACACAGAGUUGCAACGUGGGUGAUAGACUCUGAGGAUUCCAGCCGCUUUUGUCAGAACCACCGUCCGUGUGGCUUGACGCAUCACUUCCUCAGCAAAGAGUGCUUCCUGCGGUUGUGGUCGCCAGCAAAGCCACCUCCAAAGCCUUGUGCAGUCAAGCGCCAUGGCUGUUUCUCCUGUAAGACAAGCAUGCUCGUUGGCCGUCAUGCUCCGAAUCUCCGGGCCUGACCCCAAGAGCCGCAAGAUGCGCCAGCACGCCUUCUUCCAGAGCAAGAACGGCAUCACUACCUUGUCCGCCUCUGGCCUCUGCCUCCCCUCCCCCCCCCCUCCAAACCAGCUGCGGAACACCCCCCUAAAUGAGCUGCUGAUCAUCACGGAUGCGUCGCUUGUUGAGCCCUUUCUCCGCCAACCAAGCACUCAGCCUGCUCACAGUUCGAUGCCAGAGUUGCCAAGUCCUUUUGGGCCGAGCAGCAGAGGGGUCCUUGUAAGAGCCCCUGUCCAGAGAAGGGAAUAUGAUGGAGGGGCAAAGGAGGAGCUCCUGCCAGGAACAAAAAUUGUGGCGCUCUUUGACGAGGAGAGCGCGGUGCAAGGGUGGCAAGAAGGGGAGCUUGUUGCAGUGGUCGAUGUCCCCUCUGCAACCGAGGCGCUUCACUCCAUUCUGAGCUCCCACUCUAGCAUCGACAGCGGGGGCUGGCAACUCGGCUGGCAUCUCGUGUCAGUUGACAAAGCCCCCACCCACCAAAGGCCCCCGCCCCCACCAGUCCGCUCCGCCCCCACUUCGUCCCAUUUAGAAGCCGCAGAUCCUUUGACCGAAAACCUUGGUCAUGGCUUCUACUCAGAGGGUUCUAUUCAGGGGUCUGGCUCUGGUUGGGACAGCGUGACGUCACGAAAGGAAGUACGGGAUGCCGGGGUCGCGGUGCAGACUCGAGACUCGGCGCCGAAGCCUUGGAGCUUGCACCGGAGUACGGUGUCUGAGAAGGAGGGGAGCGGGCUAGUGGGGGCUCCGUCUCGAGUGCGGCUUGCGGUGCUUAGAGUAAACCUUGCGUCUGCUCGGAAGUGGGUUCCUGCCAAGCUGCAGUUGGAUGAUCCCUCAAAAGAGUCGACUUUGAGAAGAAGCUUGUUACCGGCAGCAUUUCCUACUGAACGGAUGAUUUCAAGCUCGGCACUAAACCUUAACGACAGCCGGGGGUCGAGAGACGCAGACGCAGUUUCCCGGGGUCCAAAAACCGAGGCCCUGUUCUCGAACUCCCCUCUCACAAACAGGGCUCAUCCCCAGCCGAAGCUCGUCUCAGCAGGGCCUCUCCGCCGAGGCGACUUCCUAGCCGCCGUAGGGUCUCCGUUCGGGGCCCUGUCGCCGGGCCACUUCGCCAACAGUGUCUCUGUGGGCGUGUUGUCGAACUGGUGGCACGCGGACGAAAACAGGGCCCCGAUUCUGCUGGCGGACAUGAGGUGCUUGCCAGGCAUGGAGGGAGGCCCUGUCGUGGACGGGAGCGGCGGCUUGGUGGGCCUGCUGUGGCGGCCACUCAGGCAGCGUAACAGCGGGGCUGAAGUGCAGUUGAUCAUCACGUCAGACGCCCUCGCUCCAGCUUUGCGUCCCUUCGGCAUCGACUUCGUCCCCCGUUCCUCUCCCCUCGCCCCCGUAGCUCCACUUGCCGCCUCCCAAGCAGCCGCCAGCAGGCCAUUUGAAGCCGUGUUCACACCAUCACCCCAGCCUACGACCAGCAGUGGUGUGAAUGGGCAACCCAAUAUGGGUUACAUCGAAACGCUCGGGAGUACCGCGCGGGACGCAGGACACUUUGGUAGCGAUCAAGUGGCGGAUCCGGUCAACCAUCAGGAAAUACUCCAAAUGCACCCCACUUCCGCAGCGCCUAGCAAUCGGUUCUCCACUGCGCCCUCUGAGAAGAGUCCAGGCAAGCGGCCUCUCAGAGAGCAGUUUCACACCCAGAAAGGCAUUCACACUCCCGAUCCAAUCACCGCCCACACUACCCCUUUUCCUGCCCAGUUGGACAUGCUGGAGCGCAUUCACACCCCGGAUGGUGUUCAAACUCCCGGAGGUAUUCACACCUCGGAAGGCGUCCCCGCGGCGGCUGAGUCAGCGGCUGAGUCCGUCGUGUUACUUUCGAUGGACGACGGCGCGUGGGCUUCCGGCGUCGUGCUCAGCGCCGAGGGGCUUAUUCUCACCAACGCGCACCUGAUCGAGCCCUGGAGGUUCGCGACCAAGCCCAAAGUGCACGGCUCCAAGCUGCAGCCACGAGUGCGCUUCGGCGCUUCGGUAGGAGGAGUGAGGGGGACAGGGGAGGAGAGUAAAGAGAUGGGAGAGCGGCUCACGGGAGGGGAAGAGGGGUUUCGGGAAAUGGGCGAAACGGAAAAAGCGCGGAGGCGGCGGAAUGAGGGGCCGGCAGAGAGUCCGGCGAACGAGCGGAGAGCGGGUCGGAACGGAACGGAACGGUCUGAGAAAGAUGUUGGAAGCGGAGCAGCUUCGGCAGCUGGUUCCUCGGCGGCCGGAAUCCGGGGAGGUAUUGGCGGAGCGGAAGGUGCGGGAUGGCCGUCCUUUUCCGGCGGAACCCGAGAAGCCUUAGGGGAAAUGCGGAGGGCGUUGCCGGAACUAGGUAGUGACUCAGGCGGCGUUGAAAAGCGUCCCACCCAACGCGGUGCGUACUGGGAUUGUAUACGUGGCAGUGACACCAGGUCAAGUGCCACGUGUCAGGAGCAGAGCGAGCCAGCUAGCCAACCGCUGUCCCGUUGGUCAGGAACGGAAGUAGAACGCUCAGGGAGCGCAGCUGAGAGUCGCGAUCAGUGUGAAUUCCCUCCAGGAAUAGAGUAUCCAGAGAGGAGCCUGCGAGAAGGCGAAAGCGCGCACAGUGCACGGCAAUCAGCACGCUCGCUUGACAUUCAAACUGUUGCGCAAAGGGGAUCCCCUCGGCUGCUAUCGCCCGUCUAUUCGCCAUCCCCCCCUCCAUUGUCAUUGCGAAAAACGGCGUCCAACCCGCCCCGCUACUACCGCCCCGUCAGGGUCCAUCUGAGCGACCGCGGAGGAGCUGCCACGGGGCAGAGCGCGCGCGUAGUAUUCGUCUCCCAGGGCCCCUUCGACGCAGCCGUUCUGCAGCUGCUGAACGCGCCGACGGGACUCCGGCCGAUCGUUCCGGCGGAACGGGCUUCCGCCCCCGGCGCGACGGCGCUGGUCGUGGGACACGGGCUGUUUGGGCCCAUGACUGAGUUGCGACCGUCCGUGUACUCCGGCGUCGUUUCGCGGCUCGUCAAAUCGGACGGCCACGUGGCGAUGCUGCAGACGACGGCAGCCGUCCACCCGGGUGGCAGCGGGGGCGCCGUGGUUGACGUCAGCGGCCGGCUGAUCGGUCUGGUGACGUCAGCGGCGCGGCACAGCGGGGGGAGCAUGCUGCCGCACCUCAACUUCAGCAUACCGGUGGAGGCGCUGAAGCCCGUGUUUGACUUCGCAAAUUCAGGGGGUCUGAACGUGGGCCUUCUGGAGCCCCUCAACACGGCCAAUAGUAAACUGUCUGCCAUCUGGGCGCUUGCACCCCCUCCGCCGCUGCCCCGACCGGCGUCGACGCUCCUCCCCGGGCACAUUCUGGAAAACCUACCGGGGCAAGAAGAUAUCGUUUAUGGUUCCGGAAAGGGCACGAAAUUUGCGCAGUUUCUGACGGAUCGUGGCCAGGAUUACUUGAAGAAGUCGACGCUUCUUCGAAGCAAAUUGUGAUGAUGGUUGGGGCAGUCGUCGUGUUUUGAGCUCAUACUGGCACCGGAGGGUUGUUGUGAAAAUCCACAAGCUAUCGCAACCAUGAAGAGACAGUGAAAGGUGAGCAUUGGUGUAGUUUAAUCGCAUGUCCAGGACGCACUGUAGGGUCGUAGAUAGCAUGCCAGGUUGACUAAUGAGUAUUUUGACCACAACCAUGUGCCAAAAGCAGGAUGAUCGGAGAUCAGUUUGUGCCUUGCAGGAAUCAAUCAACUUUGCGACGCUCGUUGAGAGAGGCAGCCGCACGAAUAUGUAUAUAUGAAGAC